Trifolium pratense (red clover) is the source of this 1204-nucleotide messenger RNA. Its product is annotated as CASP-like protein 4A1. The transcript is spliced from 3 exons. Lineage: Eukaryota; Viridiplantae; Streptophyta; Magnoliopsida; Fabales; Fabaceae. Bases 167 to 1060 code for a protein of 297 amino acids. The record is from RefSeq and is a predicted model, not a curated record.
UUACUGCUUGUUCUUCUUUCAACAUUGAUAUGACGCGUCACUUUCAAAACCAAAGCGAGUGUUUAGUCUUACACACACAACACAAAGACAAAGGAAAUUCCACUAGGUGAGUGAAAAACCCCACUAAUCUCUCACACUCAAAAAGCUUCCUUAGCUUAGGGAUAUCAUGAAACAACAAAAACCAACUGAAUCAGAAUCACACACUAAUUCAGACCACCAGCAUAUAGAAGAUGAACAACAACAACAACAACAACAACAACAAGAACAAAACAACACAAAUCAAACAACUAACCAAAAUCCCAACAAAACCGUUUCUCUUUCUCCUUCUCCUCCGGAAAGCAAUCCCCCUUCACCACCACUCCAUUCCCCCUCCGACUCCUCAAUCUCCGACGAUCAUCGUUCUCUCCCUCCGUUAGUCACAGCUCACCGAUUCCAGGUUGAGCCAGCAGUUAUAACUAAGGUAGAUCCUGGAGCAGAAGAGGGUUUUGUUGGAGUCAAAGACGUUGAAAGAGAACCAGAAGGAGAACGAGCGGCUGCCGGAGGUGGUGAUAAACGGAGAGUAAGACCAGAUGUGUCCAGUUUGUUGAGGUCUGAAGAAGUUGCUAGUUUGAAUAAGGUUUUAUUGGGUCUUAGAAUUGGUGGUUUUGUUUUCUGUUUGGUUUCUUUUGCUGUUUUGGCUGCUGAUAGGAAAAAAGGUUGGGCUAUUGACUCUUUCUAUUUGUACAAGGAAUUCAGGUAUAGCUUAUCAGUGAAUGUGAUUGGGUUUGUAUAUUCGGCGCUGCAGAUAUGUGAUCUAGUGAAGUACUUGAUGACCAAAAAGCACAUAGUGGAGCACACGCUAAGAGGUUACUUCACUUUUGCGUUGGAUCAGAUCUUGACAUACCUUCUAAUGUCAGCAUCCUCAUCAGCUGCUACCAGAACCUAUGAUUGGGAGUCCAACUGGGGCCACGACAAGUUCCCGUUCAUGGCGAAUGCAUCCGUAGUUUUGUCCUUCAUUGCUUUUGCGGCAUUUGCCUUGGCCUCUUUGGUCUCAGGUUCAAUCCUUUGUAGGUUCAAAUAAUUGAUGUGAAUACUAAUUUGGAGUAUGCAAACUCUCAUGUGAUUAUUCUGGAUUGGAAUGUAUCCAAUGUUUUCAGAAAGAAUACUUUGUACAUAAAGGUAAAAGCUCACUAUAUUAUAAAGAUACUGAUGGGAUUGUUUACAA